Aspergillus melleus is the source of this 858-nucleotide messenger RNA. RefSeq names its product NADPH-dependent oxidoreductase. The transcript has a single exon. NCBI's taxonomy places the organism in Eukaryota, Fungi, Ascomycota, Eurotiomycetes, Eurotiales, Aspergillaceae. Bases 1 to 858 code for a protein of 285 amino acids. Gene Ontology annotation, molecular function: oxidoreductase activity. The record is from RefSeq and is a predicted model, not a curated record.
AUGGCCGCGACAAUUCUCUCCCUCGCCGAAGAGCGCUACCGCGACUCGCAGUCCUCGACCUUUCCACUCCCAACCAGUCCUUCCGAACCUCUCCCCGGAGCCCUGGCAACAAUUCUCUCUCACAAGUCCUGCCGCGCCUUCCUCCGUGACAAGCCCCUUCCCGCGGGAACGCUGGAAACACUCCUUACGGCCGCCCAAAGCGGCUCGACCUCAUCCCUCUACCAGACAUGGGACGUCGUCGCCAUCCAAGAAUUCGAACAUAGGUCCAAGGUUGCGACGCUCGCAGGCAACCAAGACUUCAUCCGCCAGGCUCCCCUGUUUCUUGCAUUCUGUCCGAAUCUGCGCCGUCUAGACAACCUUUCAAAGCAGUAUGAACAGCAACCGGCUAGGGCGCUCGAGAACAUGGACAUGUUUAUCAUGAGUGUCCUGGACGCGGCCAUCGCGGGACAGACCGUUGCCAUCGCUGCCGAGUCGCUAGGCCUGGGGGUCUGUUACGUCGGCGGACUCCGGAACAACGCAGAGCAGGUCUGCGAACUGCUGAACCUACCGCCGUUGACGUGGGGGGUAUUUGGGAUGGCGAUUGGGUAUGCUGAUCCGGAGAACCGGCUUUCGGGCAAGCAGAUUAAGCCGCGGCUGCCGAUGCGGGAGAUCGUCCAUAUGGAGCGAUGGAGUGAGGAGGGACAGAAGGAGAAUGUGGCGUCCUAUGACAAAUCUCUUGGGGCUUUUUAUGUGGAUGAAUCGAAGUUUGGGCGAGAGGGAUGGGGGGAGUUUGUAGCGGGCAAGGUUGCGCCGCGUGACCAGGACGGGAGAGAGAGAAUCCGAGCCGUCCUAGAGAAGCAAGGGUUUAAACUUGAAUAG